AAAUAACUAAAUCAAUCAUUUAAAUAAUUUAAUAAUAAUUUUUUUUAUGAAUAAAGUAAAAUAAAAAAUAAGAGGUAAAAAAUAAAACACAGAAGAGUAUUACUUUUUUCACGGUGCCACUACCAUAAAAAAAAUAUAAAUAACUGAAGACGUUGGCGAUUUAACCGGGGUUAAUACGGACAAUUAGUUAACCUUAAAAUAUUUAUGUAUAUUCGAGCCGUUGUCUUAAACUUAACCACGCUUUUUAAAUAUCUAACUCCGUACAAUCCCACCCUUUACCGCUUGUCAAAGAGUUCAAAAUUCGAAUCUAGAAGCAUUUCUCUUCUCUUCUCCUUCAUUCAGGUAUCCCAGAAGACGCAAGCAAACCCUUAUCCCAUCCCUCCGGUUAGAUUCGAAUUCAUUUGCCUGCAAUUUCUUCUGUUUUGAUUUCCGUUUCACAGGUGAUAUGGCGCGUACCAAGCAGACUGCUCGCAAAUCCACCGGAGGCAAGGCUCCAAGAAAACAACUCGCAACAAAGGCCGCAAGGAAGUCUGCCCCCACCACUGGAGGAGUCAAGAAACCUCAUCGUUACCGCCCAGGAACUGUUGCUCUUCGUGAAAUUCGGAAGUACCAGAAAAGUACUGAGCUCUUGAUCCGCAAACUUCCCUUCCAACGCCUUGUCCGUGAAAUUGCACAGGAUUUCAAGACGGAUUUGAGGUUCCAAAGCCAUGCAGUCCUUGCACUUCAAGAAGCUGCAGAGGCCUACCUUGUUGGUUUGUUUGAGGAUACAAAUCUCUGCGCUAUCCAUGCCAGGAGGGUGACUAUCAUGCCCAAGGAUAUACAGCUGGCCAGGAGAAUUCGUGGUGAAAGGGCCUAGAUGACAUCUUCUGUGCCUUAACACUUCUCUGUGUGUCUGUACUUUACACCUUGGUAUUCUAAUCUGGAUAAUAACCUUGCCGUGGAGACAUUAUUGUCUCGCUUGUUGAGACAACCAUGGAUUCUUUCUAUUGGUGUUUGUCUAGUGUUGUAUUGUUGUUGUUAAUUGUUCAUUGUUUUGAACAUCAAACAAGGAUAACUAAUGUAGAUGUGCAAUUAAUGUUGUUCUAGUCUUGGUUGUUUAACUGAAGUCUGGUUCUAUU
Molecule: messenger RNA, 1118 nt
Organism: Rubroshorea leprosula
Lineage: Eukaryota; Viridiplantae; Streptophyta; Magnoliopsida; Malvales; Dipterocarpaceae
Source: the annotation of a GenBank genome assembly